AUGCCCCACUAUUCUUGGUUUAUGAGAGACAUUCUUAGUGGAAAGAGAGGUUGUGAGCCCAAGGAGACCGUGCGUCUUCUAGAGAGUUGUAGUGCUAUAAUCCAAAGCCCAUUUCCCCCAAAAAUUAAAGAUCCCGGGAGUUUUUCAAUCCCCUGUAGCAUUCGAAAGGUCAAAAUUGAUAAUGCUCUUUGUGAUUUGGGGGCAAGUGUGAGAAUCUCGCCAUAUAAGAUCUAUGAGAAGCUCAAUCUAGGUGAUCUCUCUCCUACCUCCAUGUCAUUGCAACUAGCCGAUCGUUCGGUUAUGUUUCCAUUGGGUUGGAUUGAGGAUUUUCCCCUUGCUGUUGGCAAGCUUACUUUUCUUGUUGACUUCGUGGUCUUGGACAUCGAUGAGGAUGCCCAUACCCCUAUUAUCUUAGGGAGGCCAUUUUUGGCCACUGCGGGCGCCGUUAUUGAUGUGCAAGGGGGGCUAAUCACCUUGAAAGUGGGAGAUUCGGAAGCUAGUUUCAAGCUUCCCCUUGGUGGUAAAAUUAAAAGUUGCAUCAAGAUUGAUACUAUUGCUUGUAUUGAGAGCCAUUUCUUACAUGCUAACCCUUCUAACGACUUUUGUGCUUUAAAGUGUGACAUUAAGCUUGCUAGGUCCACUUCAAGUGAGAAAGAAGUUCUUGAGACGCCCAAGGUGUUGGGUGAAAGUUUUGAUGAUGUGAUCACUGUUCCAAAGAUAUUUGGGAUGCAUUUUGAUGAUAAUGGCACAUGUGCCACACCCUCCCAAUAUUAA
This is a messenger RNA of Spinacia oleracea (spinach), 774 nucleotides long. RefSeq lists its product as uncharacterized. Bases 1 to 774 code for a protein of 257 amino acids. NCBI's taxonomy places the organism in Eukaryota, Viridiplantae, Streptophyta, Magnoliopsida, Caryophyllales, Amaranthaceae. The transcript has a single exon. The record is from RefSeq and is a predicted model, not a curated record.